Rubroshorea leprosula is the source of this 2593-nucleotide messenger RNA. NCBI's taxonomy places the organism in Eukaryota, Viridiplantae, Streptophyta, Magnoliopsida, Malvales, Dipterocarpaceae. The record is from the annotation of a GenBank genome assembly.
AACCCAAUCUUCCAUCAGUUCCAUGUGCAAAACCCAUGAGUUCGCUUUUCCUGCGAACGAUGUUACCUCUUCUGUUUCUCUUAGUGUUCAAAUUUCCAUGUUCAUUUGCAGCCUCUGAUUCUGUCUAUGAAUCAUUCCUCCAAUGCUUCACAAACCAAUCCAGCACAUCAAAUCAACUCUCCAAUGUACUCUUUCCUCAGUCUGAUCCCUCAUACCCAUCCGUUUUGCGGGCUUACAUCCGCAACGCUCGUUUCAAUUCUUCUUCCACGCCAAAACCAGUAAUCAUUGUCACCCCAUUGCUUGAAUCCCAUGUCUCAGCAGCUGUAAUUUGUUCCAGAAAUCUGGGUUUUCAACUCAGGAUCCGUAGUGGCGGCCACGAUUUUGAGGGCAUAUCUUAUGUUUCCGAUCGGCCCUUCUUCAUUCUUGACAUGUUCAAUUUGCGGUCCAUUUCUAUAGAUAUGGAAGAAGAGUCUGCCUGGGUUGGAGCCGGUGCGACUCUCGGUGAACUUUAUUACAGUAUUUGGCAGAAGAGCAAAGUCCAUGGGUUCCCUGCAGGGGUUUGUCCCACCGUCGGCGUCGGCGGACAUUUUAGCGGUGGUGGUUACGGAAAUAUGUUGCGAAAGUAUGGUUUAUCUGUGGACAACGUUGUGGAUGCUAAAAUUGUUGAUGUUAAUGGUAGAAUUCUGGACAGAGAGGGGAUGGGGGAAGAUCUUUUCUGGGCAAUUAGAGGCGGUGGAGGAGCGAGUUUUGGUGUGGUCUUGGCUUACAAGAUCAAGUUAGUUCCGGUUCCAGAAACAGUUACUGUUUUUAGAGCUGAAAGAACUUUGGAUCAGAAUGCCACUGAUUUUGUUUUCCGGUGGCAAACCGUUGCUCCGACAACGGAUAACAAUCUGUUUAUGAGGAUGCUUGUGCAGCUAAUAACAAGAAACAAACAGAAAACAGUCAGAGCAUCAAUUUUGACAUUGUAUUUGGGAGGUGCACAUGGUCUGGUGGCACUGUUGCAAAAGGAUUUCCCUGAACUGGGUUUGAAGAAGGAAAAUUGUAUGGAGAUGAGUUGGAUUGAAUCCGUUCUUUGGUGGGCUAAUUUUGAGAAUGGAACAUCACCUGAUGUCCUGCUGGAUAGAGAUCCAGACGACGCGGAUUUCUUGAAAAGAAAGUCAGAUUAUGUGCAGACCCCAAUUUCAAAAGAUGGAUUGGAGUGGCUAUGGAAAAGAAUGAUUGAAUUGGGAAAACCAGGUUUGGUUCUCAAUCCAUAUGGAGGCAGAAUGGAUGAAAUCAAAGCUACAGAUACCCCAAUGCCUCAUAGAGCAGGGAAUUUGUAUAAACUCCAGUACUCAAUCACUUGGGAUGAGCCUGGAGCAGAGGCUGAAAGGAAUUACACAAAUUUGGUAAACAGGCUUCAUAGUUACAUGACUGCCUUUGUGUCCAAAAAUCCUAGGAGGGCCUUUUUCCCGUACCGGGAUAUUGAUAAUGGCAUCAGUAAAACGGGCAGCUAUGAAGAGGGUAAAGUUUAUGGGAUAAAGUAUUUUACUGAGAACUUUGAGAGGUUAGUGGAUGUGAAGACUGCUGUUGAUCCAGCAAACUUUUUCAGGAAUGAGCAAAGCAUCCCGCCCCGCACAAGUAAGGAAUAGAAUCAAUCCUAGUUUUCUUCUUUGUUAGUUUAGUGAAAGUAUCUGUAUUUAGUCCUGUUUACAAUCACAAUCAAGAUUGGUUAGUCUCUUUUAUGAAUGUAAACUUCUGCGUGACAUACGGAAGACUUCAAUAAAAUGAUUAAAAAAAAUGGAAUUCCCCAAUUUAACAUGUGGGCGGUUGACAACUAGCCAUUGUAAUGAACAAAACCAAUAAGAAGUGAGGCCACCAAAACAAUGAAGAAACCAAUCAUUGACUAGUGAAUUACUACGCACUAUUUAGUUCGUGGAAAUUGCGUCUGUUUUUGUCUCUUUGACUGUUGGAUUUUUAUUUUUGGGUUGACUUACGCGUACAAACAGGACUUAAUGGGUAUUGCUCUGACAUGGAAGAUUGCCUGCCAAUUGUUCGAUGAAAGUCCUCAACCAGUGAUACAGGCAGCCGCUAAGUAACUCGCUUGUGUUUGUUAGGAAUUUUGGCUGGACUUAACUUGGCGGAUCUUGAAGCUCUGCAGAACCUGAAUUCCAUCUCUCUACCAAAAUUAGAACCCCAAAAUUUAUUCAUUGUCACUGAUUGACCUGAUUUCUAUAGGAGUAAAAUGCAAACAUUAAUUGAUUUGCAGAUAUUUUUAUUUUUGAUGGAUAUUUGAUAUGCAAAUUGACGCCUUUCUUUAAUGAGUGCUCACAUGGGCUGGUUGCUGCAGGGUCCACCUCAGACGUGAGUCGCGUGAGUAAACUGUCUAUGUCCGGACGAACUAUCAACAUGCUACUAGCAGCCCUUGUGUGCCUCUCUCUCUCUUUUGGGGAUAUAUAGAAUUUUCAUUUUCCGAUAUAUAGAUGAUGACUUCUUGAUUUAUCCUUCAUUUUGUGGAAAAUGUGUUGCUUUGCGUGGAGGAUCUUGCCUGAUAGAGGAACUAACAUGCUUUUCAUUGUUUAUUUUUUUUGUUUGAUAAACGAGGAACUAACUU